AUGGCCACAGAUAAGCCCGCAGUACUGAUUAUCGGCGGCCUGGGCUUCGUCGGCCGACACCUCGCACUCCAUAUUCAUAAAAAUAAUCUUGCUUCCGAGCUGCGGAUUGUAGACAAAUUGCUCCCACAACUAGCAUGGCUGGCCCCCGAAUUCGAGGAGGCAUGCUCCAAAGAACAGUUCGUGCAGGCUGAUGCCAGCCGCGAGCAAUCAUACCCCCGAAUGUUCGACCGCGCCGAUGGCAAACAAUUCGACUACGUAAUCAACUGCGCCGGCGACCUGCGCCUCUCGCAACCGGAAGAAGUAUACCAACUCCGCAACCACGCUAUGUCCAUGGGUCUCGCUAGGGAAGUCGCCAAACGCGGCAUCGCAGUUUACGUCCAAGCCUCGACCUCAUACAUCUACAAAAGUGGCUCCAAACCAGCCAAGGAAGACGACAAGAAAAAACCGUGGCAUUCACUCGCGAAAUGGCAACUGCAAGUUGAGGAAGAUUUGCCGUCUGUUGAAGGGCUGAAUUGGGCGUCGUUGAGGUUACCGCAUAUAUAUGGUCCAUAUGAUAGGGGUUAUACGGCCGUGGCUAUUGCGUUGGCGAGAACGCAUCAGUAUCUGCAGACGGGUUUCGAUCAAUUAGAGAGUAAGGAUUUGAAGUUUAAUACAUUGCAUGUCAAGGAUGCGGCGCGCGCAUUGUGGACGGCUGCUGUUUGGCGUGCGGGCCAGAAGGAGACGCCAACUGCUGGACCACACAUUUUCAACGUCGUUGAUCACACAGACACGACCCGCGACCAGAUCGGUGCCGCGCUCGCAGAGGUAUUCGGCCUCAAAGUCACGUUUGCGGGUACAUUCAUGUCGCAUUUGGCUCGGCUCCGAUUGAAUGAUAUCGUUGACGAAAUGAAUGAGGAUAUGCUGCAGGCAUGGGCCGAAAUGUUGGAGGACAAGGGCAUCACGAGACCUGGCCCCAUCAGUCCGUUUAUCGAGGUUGAUAUGCUUUCCGAUAAUGAUUUGUGUGUUGAUGGAUCGCUGUUCGAGGCUACCACAGGCUUUCAGCUGGAGUACCCCCUGUUUACUUCGGAUUCUAUAAGAGAGGUUAUAGCUUCGUAUGAAAGGAUGGGAUGGUGGCCUUGA
Messenger RNA from Talaromyces amestolkiae, 1119 nucleotides. RefSeq lists its product as uncharacterized. The record is from RefSeq and is a predicted model, not a curated record. NCBI's taxonomy places the organism in Eukaryota, Fungi, Ascomycota, Eurotiomycetes, Eurotiales, Trichocomaceae. The transcript is spliced from 3 exons. Bases 1 to 1119 code for a protein of 372 amino acids.